UGGUUUAUCUUGCUUUGUUCCGUCUUGAUGAACUCGGGAUGGCAAACUAUCGGCAAUUUGUUAAAUCUCAAGAUAUUAACAGAAUGUAUAAGUUCUUGAAGUUUUUCUUCAAUGAGAAAAGUAUCACAGGCUGGAUGAAGGAUGAAUGGCAAAAAUAUUAUGAACAUGUUUUUGUUCAAACCAAGCUUGUUUCACCUCUAAGAAGGUGGUUGCCUGAGCUUACAGAAAUGGUAAAUCAAAUGAAAGAGAAGAUAGACAACAUUAAAAAGCCAAGAAGAAAGGCUCUAACAUCCACAGAAAUCAAGCCAUUUAAUAUAACACAGCCUCGACCAAAAAGUGUUCCUGUUCCCGAACCAAUUUCUAAGUUACAGAAGCAUAAACCACCACCAGAAACACUGUACAAAGAGCCGAGUGAAUUAAACAAGAUGGAGAGAAUCAGACAAGAAAACAGGAGAAAAGCUGAGGAGAGACUGAUGGAGGCUUCUAGGCGACAGUUUGCCUGUGCUAAUCCUGAGAAGUCAAAGAAAACUAAGGAGAAGAUUCAGAAUAUCCUUGAUGAGGAGGAGAACAAGCUGGAGUUUGAUAAACCUAAAUCUAACAAAGCACCUUCUUUCUUGAACCAGGAGGUUCCUGUUAAAAUGACUGCAGCAGCUAUUCUGCGUGAAGGUGCCCUCUACCAAAGAAGAGAGGCAGAGGAAAUUAGAAGACUAGAGAAUCUGGAAGCUGGAGCUAAAGAUAAAUCUGAAUUUGAAAAAUGGCAGAAUGAGAUGAAGCGUAAGGAUAUGGAGGCGGAGCUUGCUGAUAUAGAGAAGCGCCGCCUGGAGGGAAAACUGAGUCAUGAGGAGGCAAUUCUUGCCAGACAGAAUAUAAUACAAGAAAACAAACAGAGAGUGGCGGAGAUUAAAGAAGAGACUCAGAAAAUGAUGGAAAGAUUCUUGGAGGAGAAAUUUAAAGAAGAACAACAAAUGAGGCAACUGGUCGAGGAUACAAUGAAGGGUCAUAAAAAUGCUAAAGAAUCCCAGAAAAAGCUGCAGGAAUAUAAACAAAAAAUAGUUCAAGAAGUAGCGGAGGAGAGUCAGGAACUGAUGAGGCGUGCUAUUGAAGAAGCCGAGAUUGAGAUGCGGCGCAGAAUGGAGCUCAUACACCAGAUCCGGGCCAUGGAAGCUGUGCCUGUUAUCAGGCAGAAGUUUGUUGAUCUAACAUCUGCUGCCGGGCAUGGUCUCCUUAGUGAGAUGUCAAUUGCUGAGUUGAAAGAACGAAUGGCUCUUCUGAAGACAGCUGAAAGAGAGGCAGAGGAGAAUAGAAGAGACGAAAUACUUGCUACUAAAGAGGCAAAAGAUCAGAUGUUACUGGACACAUUAGAGAAGAUUUCCAAACACCGACUUGAACAGACAAAGGCAGCUGCUGUAAAACUGGAAUCUCGUAAGAAGGGUGAACCCAAGAAGAUGCAGAUUCAGACUGAAGAGCUGUCGGCUUUACAGAAGCGACUUGACGAGAAGAAACAACAGCGACGUCAAGCACAGGAAACCUCCCGUCUUGCCCCAAAUACUAAAUCGGCCCAAAGAACUAAAAGUUUGAUAAAUCAGAAGAAACAUUUAGAGGAAAGUCGCUGGAAGGAAUUAGAGGCUACAAGGGAGAGAACUGCCCAAGUAAUGCAACAGACAUAUGCCAAAUCAGCCAGUAGACUCAACACAAUGAUGUCAGUUACAUAACCUGAUUUGACACACUCUGUACACUCUACAAAUAAAAUGUGAUAUAUUUUAUAUUUAUAUAUAAAAGAACAUUUUUUUUUAUCAUGAAAAAGAACAUAUUUUUACUGUUCAUAAAUUAUCAGUAUUUCCACGACCAAUAAAUCCGUCCUGUGAUAAAUGUAUUAUUUUUUCGUAAGACUCCUGUUUAUAUGUCAUGUUGAUAAUGUUUUAUUUGUUUUAUGUGCAAAUGUUUUAUCAAUUCUCAAGUGAUUUAUUAGCUCGACUAUUUGAAGAAUAAAGAGAGCUAUUGUACUCACCAGGCU
Ruditapes philippinarum (Manila clam) is the source of this 2014-nucleotide messenger RNA. RefSeq names its product cilia- and flagella-associated protein 99-like. Bases 39 to 1712 code for a protein of 557 amino acids. Lineage: Eukaryota; Metazoa; Mollusca; Bivalvia; Venerida; Veneridae. The record is from RefSeq and is a predicted model, not a curated record. The transcript has 15 exons.